This is a messenger RNA of Rubroshorea leprosula, 6090 nucleotides long. NCBI's taxonomy places the organism in Eukaryota, Viridiplantae, Streptophyta, Magnoliopsida, Malvales, Dipterocarpaceae. The record is from the annotation of a GenBank genome assembly.
AAACACUUGGUGGCAUCUUGCGGGGAAAGUUGCGUCGUGAUGAGUGGGAAAAUGUAUUAAACAGUGACAUAUGGAGGUCAUCUGAAGAUAGAAGUGGAAUUCUUCCUGCUCUGAGAUUGAGCUACAAUCAUCUUCCUUCUCACUUGAAGCGAUGCUUUGCUUAUUGUGCUUUGUUCCCUAAAGACUAUGAAUUUGACAAAAAGGAGUUGGUCUGAUUAUGGAUGGCUGAGGGCCUAUUGCAGCAACAGUCACAUGGAAAGAAGCAAAUGGAAGAGGAGAUUGGUCAUCAAUAUUUUGAUGAGUUGUUCGUAAGAUCACUCUUUCAACAGUCAAGUAGAAAUGAAUUGCGGUUUGUGAUGCAUGACCUCAUAAAUGAUUUAGUUGUAGAUGUUGCUGGAAAAAUAUAUUGCAAUCUUGAACGUAACAUGGGUGAUGAAAAAUUAGAGAAAGCUCGUCAUUUGUCAUUCACUCCACAUAUGUAUGAAAUCUCAGAGAGAUUCAGAGUCUUGGAUAAAUUGAAGCAUUUGAGAACAUUCUUGCCAUUAGAAGCACACAGGCUCUUGUAUUUGUCUUAUAAAAUCUUGCAUGAUUUCCUACCAACUUUGACUUGCUUAAGAGUGUUGUCUCUUCGCGGCUAUGAGAUUAGCAAGCUACCAGAUUCUUUUGAAAAUUUGAAACAUAUGCGAUACAUUGAUUUGUCUAGAACAUCUAUUGAACGUAUACCUGAAUCAGUGGGUUCUCUUCUCUUGUUACAAACACUAUUAUUAUGUGGUUGUUCGAAGCUUAGUGAGUUGCCUAUGACAAUUGGGAAUCUAAUUGAUCUCCAUCAUCUUGAUAUCACUUAUACAUCAUCUUUAAAAAAUAUGCCAUCAGGAAUAGGCAAUCUCAAAAAUCUUGUAACAUUGUCCAAAUUUAUUGUGGGGAAGGCAAGUGGAAUGAUGACAAGAUUAUCUGAUUUGAAGAACUUGCCACAAAUUCGAGGAAGACUGUCUAUUCUAGAUUUGCAGAAUGUUUUGGAUGUUCAAGAUGCUAGAGAGGCCAACCUAGACAAGAUCCAUGGUUUGGAAGAGUUAGUCUUGGACUGGAUUACUUUUGAUUCUGAUAUGGAGUGGACUACUUCUGAUAAUGAUCUGGAUUCUAAUUCUAAUCUGGAGUGGACUACUUUUGAUAAUGAUCUGGAGCGGAAUCUAGAGCGGACUACUUCUGAUCAUGAUCUAGAGUGGACUACUUUUGAUAAUGAUCGAGAUGAAUUAGUCCUUAAAAUGAAAGUCCUUAACUGGUUAAAACCUCAUUCAAAUUUGAAAAGUCUCAAAAUUUCUUGCUAUGAUGGGGAGAAUUUCCCUCUUUGGCAUGGCUCUUUUCCGUCACUGGCUGAAUUGGUGUUUAGAAACAUGCGAAAGUGGAAGGAAUGGACUUCUCCAGCUGGAAGUGCAGGUGAAUUCCCUUGUCUUCAUAGGCUUGUGAUUAAAAAUUAUCCUAAGUUGUUAGGACAAUUACCCAGCAACCUUUCUUCACUUAAAGAGUUAGAUGUUAGAAGCUGCAAUGGAAAGCUUUUGAAGAGUAUGGGAGAUGCCCCCUCUCUUACUUAUUUGAGAAUUGAGCAAAUUUCAGAACUGACUUGCUUGCCUAUGAGCAUGAGUCUUCCAUCAUUGAAAGAGUUGUUUAUUAGAGACUGCAACGGGGUGCUUUUGAAGAGCAUGGUUGAUCUCACUUCCCUCACUGACUUAAUAAUAGCUGAUAUUGUAGAACUGACUUGCUUGCCUGAGAGUUUUACACAGUCUAUGACAGCACUUGAGACUUUGCGUAUUGUAGGUUGCAAUGAUCUUACUUGUUUGUGGGAGGAAGGGACAGAAAUAGAACAAAGCCUCUUGCCUUUCAAUCUUAAACAUCUUAGGCUUUACUUCUGUGGAGCUUUAGAGUCAUUACCCGAUGCAAUGAUGAUGAGGAUGGAUGGAAGCAGUAGCAGCAACACUAGUAUGUUGAUGUCAAGACUAAAAAGGUUGCAAAUUGGUUAUUGUGAUUCUCUCAAGUCUUUUCCAAGAGGCAAAUUACCCACCUCGCUUAAAUACUUGAGAAUAGAAAAUUGUAAAGGUCUUGAGUCUCUACCGGAUGUUGAUGGUGACUAUAAUAAUAGCGAUCUACAUUUGGAAAUAUGUAAACUUCCGUGUUUUUAUUCUUCUCAAGGUAGUUGUUAUCAGCUACCAGCUUUUCUCAAGGAAUUUAAAGUUGCUGCUGGUGGCGAGUGGUUGGAAUCAUUUCCAGACGGAAUGUUGCAGAAUUGUAUGGGACUCCAAUCCAUUAAAAUUGACGACUGUGAAAUAUUGAAAAGUUUACCCAAUCUUGAUUACGUCAGCAAUCUGGCUAAAUUAUCUAUUUGCUACUGUAAUGUUUUAGAGUCCAUACCCAAUCUUGAUUACGUCAGCAAUCUGAAGCAGUUGAUGAUAAAAAAGUGUAAGAAUUUCAAAUCCCUCCCAAAUAUGAUGUACCAGCUGAAAUCUCUUCAAAUCCUAUGGAUGAUAGACUGCCCUAGCAUCGAGUUCAUUCCAGAUGUGGGUUUGCCACCAAACUUAACAAAGCUUUCCUUAGGGUGUGAGAAUCUCAAGUGUGUGCCGAAUACAAUGUACCAGCUCACAUUGCUUCAGAAUCUAUCACUUUCAUGUCAGGUUUUGACGAUGGACCUCCAAAACCUUAAGUCUCUUCAAUGGUUGGGAAUUAAGCAGAAAUUUCCUCUGGAUAUUGUGCUGCCUUCUUCUUUAACCUCUCUUUGGAUCGAGGACGAAGAAAAUUUGGAAUCCAUACCUGGGCGGCUAUUCCAAAACCCAAGCUCCCUUCAAUUGUUAACUAUAAGUAACUGCCCGAAGCUACGAUCUUUGCCAAAGGAAGCCUUCCCUCCCUCACUUGAAAAACUAUUCAUCCAGAAGUGUCCGCAUCUAGAACGACAGCACUUUGAAGCUAAAGGAGACUAUUGGACUCUCACCUACGACAUCCCCUGCAUUAGUGUAUAUGAGGAAAAGGUAACCAGUUUCUUAAACUGGUUAGGUCGGUGAAUUUAAUUUGUAUUAAGAAGGAAAGAGGAAGUGGAUUCAGAUUUUAGGUCCUGUGAAGCCUUCAUCUUCCAAAUUGGAAGCUUAUAUGCUGUUAUUAAAUUUCGGGUCCUCUAAGCACAGUUUCACAGUCACGAUUUUCACACGAAAGGCCUGCUAAAGUUCAUGUGCCCAAUGGCAACUGGUGCACUCUAAAAACAUCGCACGUCUCUGGCUUGGUGGCCGGUGGGAAGCCAAAUUCUUCUCUGAUAUCAGUGUUUCCUCCGAUGAUGCUGCACUAGGUUCCUUGGAGAAGAAAACAUCACAGAACGUGACUUUUCCAAGUCGCUUUGAGGAAUUGAUGCUAGAGGUUUGUGACGAGACAGAUAUAUUGCUGAGCUGAAAAUGAAGAUUGGAGACUGAGAUGCAUCUGAAACGGAAUGUUGGGGCAACAAAAGCACCUUUGUCCAAUAUUCCCCCACGACAGCACCACCUAUUCCAGCUAAACCUAUGAAUGAGUCAGCUCCUAUAGUAGCUGCUGUUGCCCCAUGACUUCCCCCACCACCAAAAUCCUCUCCAGAGAAAGCCACUCCAUUUACAAAUGUCUCCUUUGGGAAGUCAUCAGAAUUGACUGGUAGAGCGAGCUAGCUACAACCAAUUGUUGAUGAGAUUAUUUCAAAGGGGAUGAGUGGUUGGCCCUAGCAUCGCGGGAAUUCACAACCACCAAUGAGCUUGCAAAAUGAUGUUCUUAGGCAAGCCAACCAAUUUGAAUUUUAAAUUCAAUAUUGCAGGACCUCAUGUUCUUCAUUCUGAAGAAUUGGGAAGAUUUUUGAAACAAGUAGGUGCUGAUGUUCAAAUGAGAUUUUUCUGUAGGCUGGAAUUGGAACCCAGAUGACCUUUUCCAAAUUAAACAAGCUUGUAAGCUGGAACUGAAACACAGAUGGCCUUUGCUGAAUUAUAUAAGCUUGUAAUUUGACUAAAUCAAGCUGCAGUUUUACAAGUUUUUUAUUUGGGAAAGCAAAACUUACCCUAUUAUAUAGACUUUUACAUCUUUGUGUUAUUAAUUUUACUUUGAUUUCAUUUCUGCAGUUCACUUAUCCCUCUUUUCUUUUUUAUGUUACAAUUGAUGCUUUCUGUAUGCUCUAAAUUCAAUUUAUAUUGAUAAAGCCACAACCACGAAUGAGCUUGCAAGUUGCAAAAUGAGGUUCUAAGGCAAGCCAGCCCAUUCAAAUUUUGAAUUCAUUACCGCAGAACCUCAUGUUUUCCAUUUUGAAGAAUUGGGGAAAGUUUUGGAACAAGAAUUGAAUUUUGAUUGAGAAGGAUAUUCUCAAUGGUACCCUCCUUUCCUACCAUGUUUUUUGGUGUUUUCCCAUCUAGACUGGCCUCUGUACAAAUUAGAUUUUUGCACUAGCUGGAACUGGAAAAUGGAUAUCACCAUUGCUGAAUUAAACAAUCUUGUAAUCUGACCAUGUUAAGCUACAUAUUCUGUAGACAUCAAGAAGUUAGUCCAACUUAGUGUCCAGAUGUUCCCUUAUUUGGCCCUCCCCUCAUAUUGUUCUUAUUUAUCAUCACAUUUCCCAUAAUUUUAGUGUCUGCUUCCUUGAAACUGUGUAACACCCAACUUAUAAUUAGUUCUUGUCCUGUUUUUGUCUUACAGCAUCUGAUUAAACCCUUUGCUGUUUUCAAGUCAACUACAGGAUAGUUAAUAGGUGAUUGAUCCAAGAUUCGAAGUUCAAGCCGCCCUUUUUAGGCAAGUUCUUUUUUCAAAAGUAGGAGCUGGAUGCUUUGAUAUUAACGCUACCUUUCAUGCAAGUGGUGAAGCUUCUGGAAUGUAUGAUGAGUCAGAAAUGAAUGAUCCAACAAUGUGCAUUGUGUUCCCUCUUUAUUCAUCUCAAGUCACAACCAAGAUUACGGCACAAACACAGUUGCUUUAACUGAUGCUUAAAAUGGAUUGACUAGCAAAGCAGCUUCAAGAUCUAACAACUUGAUGAAAAAUGGUGGUGCUCACAGGAUCCGUCAUAGACUCAUAGUUGUAGCUACGAGCUGCUACCCUCCAAAGAAUGCCCUCUUUGGACAUGGAUUUUUUGAGUUUUUGUUGUAACUUCCCCUGAUCAAUUCCCUUGAUCAAGGACAAUUCGAGGAUAUAUAUGAAAGUGGAUGGCAUAAUGCUUCGAGGCAGCAUUAUGCAAAAAUCAUUUCAAGGAUUUCUUUGUUGUAUAUAUCCAUACAUCUAGCAUUGAGAAAAGUCUUCAUGAACUCGUACAUGAAAAAUGGGGCUUGGACUUUGAAAUAUAUCAAGUCAGGGGAGCUUUAAACAAUGGCUAGUGGCUGGUUUUGAUCAUGAUUGCAAAAACAGUAGAAAGACAGUGAGAGUGAGUUGCAACAGCGGCAAGGUCAGUAGAGGAGUUAGUUCUGGCAGAUGAUCAACAGUGAUUUGGUCUCCAGUUUCUCUUGGAACAUACUCAGCACACUUGGUGAGAUUUAUCCCAAUUUGAUGGGAGAUUUUGACUUCCAGCUUUAUUAUGGUGAUGACUAUGACAUUAGUGAUCCAAGAAUUUAUUCUUGAUGAUUUAUUGUUGUGUACAACUUCUGGUGUUUCCUAAAGUAGAAAAAACUUUGUUGUUAAGUUUGAUUAUUUUCCGCUUAAGUGGGUAGAGGGAGAAGAAGAAUACUUGUUGAGUGUGGUAUUUGGUAACCCUCUUUGGAACAGUGUAUUCUACACAGAUUUUUUUUUUUAUCCAUGCAUCCCCAAAGCUUGAAAAGCUCAUUGUUAUCUUUCUAUUCCCUAUUCAAGUUCAAGUUGUUUUGUUGGAAAGGGAUUGCAGAGUUCAACUUUACAUUAGAAAUAUCUAUAUUGAUGAAAGCUCCACGUGAGCUUUCGAAAUGAUGUUCUUAGGCAAAGCCAACCUCGUAAACUCAUAUUGUUUUGAGCCAACAAUUUUAGACUAUUUGAUCAGGUAUAUAUGAUGGACCACAGUUGAUCUUUAGAGGCUCAUUUUCAGAUAAUUAAAUGUAAAUUGACCUUCUUCCUAGCUCUUCAUUUUAAGAAUGAAAUUGUCCUUGGGUA